GGCCAACUCAAUAGAAAUCCUCACUUCUUGACUUGUUCACUCGUUAUUGUGUUCUUAUUUCCUUGGAACUGGCAGAGUUGGCGAAUAUUUUAAUUUUAUAGUCGAAAUGACCGCGUUUUUACCGUCAAAUCUUUUGGCAUUAUUUGCUGCUAGACCUCCCAUACCAUAUCUUCCGCCUCUGGAUAAACUAGGUCAUCAGAAAAAGCCUUGGCCGUACAGUGGAAUUGCGAGUAUCGUUGCUGACUUCGAGGAUCCUGAAGACACACCUCAUCCAACUCGUGGAGAAACUAGAGUUAAAAAAAUAGAAAGAAAGAAACGUGAAAGAAUUGAGAAGAACAAAGAGGAUUUGGAGAAAGCUGCAGAAGAAUGGGAUCCUCACACUGAUCCAAAUGCAAUCACGGAUGCAUUGAAAACUUUAUUUGUUGGAAGACUGAAUUACGAUACAUCUGAAAAAAAACUGAAAAGAGAGAUGGAGGUUUAUGGUCCAAUACAAUCGAUUCAAAUGGUGACCAAUUCUACCACAGGAAAACCUCGUGGUUAUUGUUUUGUCGAGUUUGAACAUGAAAGGGACAUGCAUACCGCUUAUAAACAUGCUGACGGAAAGAAGAUUGACGGCAGGCGUAUUGUCGUUGAUGUAGAAAGAGGAAGAACAGUGAAGAACUGGAAACCUCGACGUUUAGGUGGAGGGCUAGGUGGCACACGAAAUGGUGCUCCUGAAGCAAACAUAAAGCAUUCUGGCCGCGCCGAAAAAUUUGACAGGGAUCGCGAGCGAGAUGAACGUGAUCGUGGUGGUAAAUAUCGUGACCGUUCAAGGCGUGAUCGCGAACGAGACCGUGGCCGUGAUAGAGAUCGCGAUAGACAUGAUCGUCGCCGAGAAAGGAAUCGUGAGGUUCGGGAUCGUGAUGGUCGGGACCGUGAGUUUCGGGACCGUGAGUUUCGGGACCGUGAGGUUCGAGACCGUGAAGGUCGGGAUCGGGAUAAGAGACAGGUUCAUCGUCAAGACUAUAUUUACAAGAGAACCGACGUUCUACUGAUAUGAAUGUUACAUCAUUCCAACAGAGCAAUAAAAAUAAUUUUAGAAAGAAA
Messenger RNA from Xenia sp. Carnegie-2017, 1086 nucleotides. RefSeq names its product U1 small nuclear ribonucleoprotein 70 kDa-like. NCBI's taxonomy places the organism in Eukaryota, Metazoa, Cnidaria, Anthozoa, Malacalcyonacea, Xeniidae. The record is from RefSeq and is a predicted model, not a curated record. The transcript has 10 exons. Gene Ontology annotation, cellular component: U1 snRNP; U2-type prespliceosome; precatalytic spliceosome. The coding region runs from base 107 to 1039 and encodes 310 amino acids. Gene Ontology annotation, molecular function: mRNA binding; U1 snRNA binding. Gene Ontology annotation, biological process: mRNA splicing, via spliceosome.